AUGAAAAUUGGGGCAAUAGCAACACUUGUAAAUCAUAUUUCAUUACGCGUUUCGGUUAAAUAUAAGUUGCUUGAAUUUUGGAUUUCCGUGGGACACCAAGUGCUCGAAGCGGUUGUUAGAUCAGUUUCGGAGCCUGCAAUAAGUUGCACGCGGUUGUUGCAGUACAUACAAUAA
This is a messenger RNA of Ostreococcus lucimarinus CCE9901, 174 nucleotides long. RefSeq lists its product with no specific name. The record is from RefSeq and is a predicted model, not a curated record. Bases 1 to 174 code for a protein of 57 amino acids. Lineage: Eukaryota; Viridiplantae; Chlorophyta; Mamiellophyceae; Mamiellales; Bathycoccaceae. The transcript has a single exon.